CUUCCAUUGACAGCUCUCCAACAAAAUCAGAAUCAUUUCAACACCUUUUUUUUAGUUAUAAUUUUUUUCCUUUUAUUUUCUCCCUCAAGCACAGAAAAACCACUCCCUCGUUUCUCUUCUAAUUCUCACUCAUCACGCAUGAAUGCUAGAAAAUUUUGAUCACUCUCUUCUCAAACAAUAAUUUACCCUAAUUUGUCUUUUCACGCACAACCCCAUUCCCUCAUUUUCGGAGAUAAGACUACCAACAUGGAAGGAGAGAGAGACCAACAAGCGGGGAGAGAGGCGGCGGAGGGCAAUCGUUGCUCAGAUCUUCGUCGGCUUGAGGAUGUACGGUAGUUACAAGCUCCCCAAGCACUAUGAUAACAAAGAGGUUCUUAAAGCUCUAUGUAAUGAAACGGGUUGGAUCGUUGAAGAAGAUGGAAUAUUUUAUAGAAUGAGUAAUCACAACAACCAAGGCAGGAGGAGAAUGAGAGGUAGAACUUUUAGAGCUGAAAGAGAAGAUAAUAUUGGAAGAACAAUUUAUGUUUUUGACAUCGAUCACAAUCAGCUACGGACAAGCUCAAAACCAAGUGGAGAAAACAUGUGUUAUGCCAAAGUAACAGAGUUCAACAUGGGGAAGGUCAAUCAACAAAAGUAUGAUUUUGAUUUUUGUAUUAUGCAUGCUUUCUUUUGGAUUUUGCUCACAAUGUGACUCAGACUUCCACAUGAAAGCAACAAGCAGCAUAACAUCCACCAAAGCAAUAAGUGAAGCUUAAGUGAGCAACUGGGAUGCACUCCAAGAGAAGCUUACAGCCUUUAUUUUUGAGUUCAUUCGGGUUAUCAUGAAUAUAAAAAAUUAUCUAAUUAUAGUUAAUGUCUUGGCAAAUAAGUACGUGAAUCCAGAAAUUCUUAUCAAUUGCUUUAAUUGUAUAUAAGCAAUGAAAUCAA
Molecule: messenger RNA, 927 nt
Organism: Olea europaea var. sylvestris
Lineage: Eukaryota; Viridiplantae; Streptophyta; Magnoliopsida; Lamiales; Oleaceae
Exons: 4
Coding region: 326-691 (121 amino acids)
Biological process (GO): brassinosteroid mediated signaling pathway; DNA-templated transcription
Molecular function (GO): DNA-binding transcription factor activity
Source: RefSeq, a predicted model, not a curated record